Molecule: messenger RNA, 4537 nt
Organism: Trematomus bernacchii (emerald rockcod)
Lineage: Eukaryota; Metazoa; Chordata; Actinopteri; Perciformes; Nototheniidae
Exons: 12
Coding region: 517-1989 (490 amino acids)
Biological process (GO): amino acid transmembrane transport
Cellular component (GO): membrane
Molecular function (GO): basic amino acid transmembrane transporter activity; L-amino acid transmembrane transporter activity
Source: RefSeq, a predicted model, not a curated record
AUGCGUGGGCCAUGGUAUCCUCUGUCUCAAUGGCUGUCAAUGUUUGAAGUAGCUAAUUUAAUAAACAUUCGCGUUUUCUACAGGUUGUUUGAUUAAAUGUCAGAGAGCUGGACAACCCUCGGUCUGUCAGUGGGUGGUGCCUCAUUUGGCGGUUGAGGAGGAGCUAUCUGCAGAUGUUAUGGACUAACUACUGUAGAAGAAGUUAAAAUACGCGGCACAUGAGUUGAUGCUUGCUCAACUGAAGACACGGCGCAACAUAGAUUAUCCCGAUGGAGAAUUAAUCUGUGGAUUCAACAAUGGUUCUUUGAAACAGGCAGUCUUAGCUUUCCAGUCACACUCCCACCUCCCUCUUUCUUCUCUUGGUGUACACCCCUCUUUUCAUUUUGACCAGUGUUUUAUUGUUCUACAAUUUCAACCGGUUUCAGUUUACGCUGCUGGUAGAACGUCUCUGUCACUCCCAGUCACGUCCCUGAGAAACUGCUCUGAGUCGAGGCUGAAGGCUGUAAAUCCUCCACAAUGGUUGCUGAGGGGGACUCGGCGUCUCAGGGCAGCGGCGUGCGGCUGAAGCAGGAGAUUUCCCUCCUCCAUGGGGUCUGUCUCAUAGUGGGAAAUAUGAUAGGAUCCGGUAUCUUCGUAUCACCUAAGGGGGUUCUUAAAUAUACAGGCUCAUAUGGCCUGUCCCUGGUGGUGUGGGCCAUUGGAGGGAUAUUUUCUGUGUUUGGAGCGUUAUGCUAUGCUGAGCUAGGAACUACUAUCCGUAAAUCUGGAGCGUCCUACGCCUAUAUCCUGGAGGCCUUUGGAGGCUUAUUGGCUUUUAUACGAUUGUGGACGUCGCUGUUGAUAGUGGAGCCAGCCUGUCAGGCGGUGAUCGCCCUGACCUUCGCCAACUACUUGGUCCAGCCCUUCUACCCCUCCUGCCCCUCCCCGUAUGUCGCCGUCCGCCUCAUCGCUGCUGCCAUCAUAGGUCUGCUGACUUUCGUGAACUGUAUGAAAGUGAAAUGGGGAGCUAUUCUUCAGGUCAUCUCCACCGUAGCAAAGGUCCUAGCUCUCAUCGUCAUCAUCAUUACUGGCCUGAUUAAGCUUGGACAAGGUUUCGACCAGAACUUUGAGGACUCCUUCAAAGGCUCCAAACUGGACCCCGGUAACAUGGCCAUGGCCCUCUACGCAGCCCUGUACUCCUACUCAGGCUGGGACACGCUCAACUUCAUCACAGAGGAGAUUAAAAACCCAGAGAGGAAUCUGCCUUUGUCCAUUGCUAUUUCCAUGCCCAUUGUCACUGUGAUCUACAUCUUGACCAACAUCGCUUACUACGUGGUGAUGGAUGCAGACCAAGUGCUCGCCAGUGACGCUGUUGCUGUGACGUUUGCAGACGAGGCGCUGGGCUGGGGUCGAUGGAUGAUCCCGCUCUCUGUGGCCAUUUCCUGUUACGGAGGCCUCAACUCCUCCAUCAUCGCUGCCUCCAGGUUGUUUUUCGUCGGAUCCAGAGAAGGUCACCUACCUAAUGUGCUGUGCAUGAUCCACAUCAAGCGUUUCACACCAAUCCCUGCACUGCUUUUCAAUGGUGGCAUGUCUCUGUUAUACCUGUCCGUGCCUGAUGUUUUCCAGUUGAUCAACUACUUCAGUUUCAACUACUGGUUGUUCAUCGGCCUCUCGAUAGCCAGCCAGAUCUACCUUCGCAUCAAAUUUCCCGAUAUGCACAGACCUGUUAAGCUGUCUUUGUUCUUCCCCAUCGUGUAUUGCUUGUGCAGCGUUUUCCUGGUAGUUGUUCCCCUCUACAGUGACACCAUGAACUCUCUGGUGGGGAUUUCUGUGGCCUUGUCUGGUGCACCUGUGUACUACUUCUGCAUCUACCUGCCAGCCAGCUCCAGACCAGACUUCCUCAAUAAAAUGCUUGAUAGGAUCUCUCUGUACACCCAGAAACUGUGCAUGUGCUGUGUGGCUUCGCCUGAUAUCGACCUGGACAAUUUAGACCCGGAGAAGAUUGAAUGAUGGAGCAACAAAGGCCUUGUGUGGAAUGGAAUAACAAGAAUGAACACAAAGGAAGCUUUGAGCCGUAUAACUUGAUGAAUGAAAGAAGGAUGAAGAAGAAACUGGAGAGGUGAGCUGUACACAUCUCUUCUCUCACAUUUGAGCCAUAUGGUAAAAGGACAAGGAUUCUACUCGGAAUUAAUAAGUAUCCCCCCCCCCCCCCCACAAACAGCACUGUACAGAUUAACUCAGUGAAACUUGAGCACAUUCCCAUGCUUUACGCAGUGCAGUGUUGGCCGUUAAGUUCCCUCCACACAUGUGCCCAUAAACUGCAACACACACACACACACACACACACACACACACAAGCUGACCGAAGCCUCAGGGUGAUGCUGCGACAAAUGGAAAUGAACAACCUGAUCCAGGAGGAAUCGACUCAGCAAACAUGCCUGAGGUGAUUGAUUCACAAACGGGAGGCUGCUGAGGAAAAAAGACACGGGUGGAACUGAAAAGGACCUUACAUGCGUUUCAUCUCGUGUUAAGGACGUGAGUUACUAUAGCACAUGUGAACGUGCAAAAGAUAGGCCUCAAUGGUUCAAAUCUUGGUACCUUUUUAAAAUAAUAUUUCACCUUCCAAAAUGACCAUUUGUAUAUGUAUUAAUCACCCUGUGUUACCUUUGCAACAUUUUGUGAGUAACAUUCUCCUAUUUAAAUGAACACUCGCAAAUAUCACAGGAUAGUUCUUCCAAAGGUUGAAGUCCCCUUCAAUCCUUUUAGGUCCCUUAAUGUUAUAAAAUGUAGAAUGAUCAAGUAAUUUAAAGGCGAAAACAAUGAUUAUAAGAAGUUGAACAAUUAUUACAUGCAACCCCUCAUCUACUAACCCAAUGAUGGAGCUCUCUGGUUUUUCAUUGGUUUGCAUCAACAUCACACCGGUCAUCUGCCAGUGUGUGUGGUACUGGUAAACAUAUUCCUGUUGGGAAAGGUUUGUUUUUUUGCAAGCGUGUAUACAUCUCAGACAGAUAACGUCCAACAACAUUGUGUUUUGUUGACAGACCUCUAAAUACUGCAGUGAAUUUGCACAUCACAUCUAUGUUUAUUGUACAACCUCUUUGGUCAUAGGAAAGCUUUACUCUGAUCUAUUUCCAACCAAAUGGACAGAUGAAGAUGGUUUGUAAUAAUUAGUUCAGAAAAAGGAGAUUAUUUCCAAAAGCUUUUAUUUCUUGCAGUUCGAACAAGCUCGUCAUAAAUCUGUCACUAUGUGCAUCCUGCUUUUUGUAAUGUCUGAUGUUUUCUUCUGUGACCUUCAUCUUCGAAUGCAUCUUCAGGGCUAUACUUGAUUUCUGGGGCCUCCUAGUGGUAGCUCAUAUAAACUUCCAGGGACCAGCUAUAACGGUGUCAUUCAAAAGUCCAUCUUGCAUGUUUGUGUUAUUGCUGUUGGUCAUCUUGUUCUCUCUUUUCAUACAAACACACCCUGGUGAGAGGAAUGUAACUUUUAGUGUUAUGGGUAUAUAAAAGAAGGUUUCUAAAUAUUUCACAGCUGAUUGUUUCUCGUUAGGUGCCUGCGUCACUCCUCUGGAUAAUGUCUUGGUAAACAAACCACGCUGUUGUGCACACGUUGAUACUUAUGACCUUUCUCUUUUUCCCCACUGGUUUUAAAGAGUUUGUAUCACCGAUGAGAUAUUUUACUGUAAUUAUGCCUUGUGAAUUUAUCACCAACUUGGACCAUUUAUCCACCGUGCACAGCCAAAGCUCUUAAACAGGCUGGUCGCUUUCUGCUCACAGAGCCUGUAGCAAAAGGUCUCUGCUUUGAAGUGAAGAAUAUAUAGAUGUAGGUGGUUGAAUUAGAGGUAGAAACAAGUGUUUUGUUUGUACUGUAGUUCUUAUAAACGCUCUGUGCCUUCUGUAAGUGCGGUCUGCCAAAGACCCCGUCUAUUUUUGAUAUUUUCUUGUGUCUUAAGCACAAUCCUAUUUUUACAUUUCUGCAGGAUUUGCCAAAUGUUCUUCAGGUAGUAGAGUAGCUUCAAAUGUUGUAGUCAAGGUAAAGGUCUGUACAUUCUCAGCUGGGAAUAAUAAUCAGGCUUUAGAUUGAACAAUGUAUUGUGUCUUCACUUCCUCAUCACCAGCCAACAGAAGCACACGCGCAUAUGUUAAAUGUUGCUUUCUCCGGGGUCGCUGUCAUCAUUUAAACCAAACUACUACUUGUGUAGGUUGUUAAGAAGAAAACUACAUGUCUGCAGUAAAUACAGAAUAUUUUCAAUGUGAUCCAAUGCAUAGUGUCAUGUUGAGAACCGAUAUACUCUCACAUCACAGGACUUGAAUGUUGCAAUAUAUUUGAUGUUUCAUCUGGUACCAAAUACAGAAUGGGUGUUUUCCAGUAAUGUUUGACAAAGUUGUUAUUUGUGUUGGGAGUAUGUCUUAAGUGCUUACUAUGUUGACUGUUUUUAUUUAUUAUAUUCAGAACAUGGGCAAACCUAAUGGCAAGAGAUGCUUUUCAGUUGAGGAAUCCUUGUUUGCCCAGACUGAGACAGGAAGGAGCUGUGUUUUUAUUUGAAUAAAGGCAAGUACCGUA